AGUCGGAGCCCACCCACUGUUUCAUGUACUUUCUUUGUACAAUGUAUAAAGUUGCGUUAUUUUGCGUUUGUCAAUAAUUUAAAUUUAAUAUUUUUCUACCAAGAAACAAAUCCAAACGAAUUGUAGCAUUCAAUCAAAGAAGCUCCAGUCCGCUCCUUCCCCAUCAAAAUUCCACCACAAAGCCCAAACUCCUCCUGAUUUUCUUUUUCUUUUGUUCUCUUUUGGAUAAGUUACGAACACGAAAUUGAGGCUUAUGUUUCUCAUUUGCAAUUUUUAUUUUUUAAGUAAAACUAUUUAAAUUUAAAUGAGUUCAGAAGGGUAUUAUCAUAUCUUCUGCUGAUUCAGCGCGGUAGCUAUUGCACUCCUCAAAUGAAAUACAUAGACGAAUCUUCACGUAGAAACGAAGCAGAUGGAAGGCGUUGAUAAUUCCAUCCAAAAGGAUUAUUACAAAGUUUUGGAGGUUGAUUAUGAUGCAACUGAGGAGAAUAUCAGAUUAAAUUACCUGAGGCUUGCACUGAAGUGGCAUCCUGACAAGCACAAGGGUGACAGUGCUGUCACAGCAAAGUUCCAGGAGAUCAAUGAAGCUUACAAAGUGUUGAUUGAUCCUGAUAAACGAAUUGACUAUGAUCUAACCGGAAUCUACGAGAUUGAUAAGUAUACUUUGCGGGAAUAUCUUGCCAGAUUUAAAGGAUUGAUACUUACCUGCAAUGGGCUUGGCAUCAGUCAUUCGCCAACAAGACUUAACCUUUCGGAAACUAUAGCAAAGAAAGGCGAAACCGAACUUGGUUCAAGUGGUGACAGAGCUGUCGAUGACUACGACUGACAAUGUCUGUUCAGAUAGCUUCGACAACACUGUUUUGGGUUUUAUCUCUCCAACAGCUUUUUUUUGGAUAGAGACGAAGGAGACCAUGUUUUGUUUUAUUUUAUUUUUGAGAUGCUGCCAUGCCAUCAUUUUAUUGGAUGGUGUCAAUGACCACUUUAAAGAGGAUCCCAUUCAAAGAGGAACUCUUUUGUGAAAGAGGAAGUGAUAGCAACUGCGCUUGAAUAAUGUGAAGGUGAGGCUCCAAUGCUGGAAUCUGAAUGGGAUGUUGGAGAUCUUCUAUGAAUACCUUUUCACAGCUGUAAACAGAUAUAAUGAUGAUAUUGGGAUUAGUUCUGGCCCUCAGUUUCUGCACAUGCUUCCUAAGGUGCUGGGAACAGAAGUUGCCAACAUUUGUUAGUUAUUUCCGUGUAGAAUUUAUAUAAAUUGUUGAAGGUUUGGCAUGGUAGUUUCUCAAAAUAGAACUGUUGUCCUGGGGUGAUUGUGAACUGCAAGGAGAGGGCACCUGCCUGCAUAUCGUUGAUCUCUUUUUUGCAUUAUAAUAAACCAGUGAACCCUUGGUUCUGUACAAGUUACUGGGAUUGGAGGUGGAGACAAUUUUCUUUUAGUUUUGCGGAUAGAUUAGUAGCUGUGGCGGUGGUCCUGAGUAGCCUCUUAGGUUGAUUUGAGAUUUAAAUUUUGUGUUUAUCUGUCUGCCUUUUGUUUAGUCAAAUUACUGCACGCCUAGUGCUUCUGGCUACUUGUGGUGCUCUCCAUGAUGCCAUCUUCCCUCCACAGCACCAUUCAACAAUGUGCCCAAGCUUGAAAGGACUUUCUUGUCUUUGACCUUUUGAUUCUAUCCUUCAAGACUCCUCAAAUCUAGUAAAAAGAAUGGUUAGAUUCUAAUACUAGUUGUCCA
Messenger RNA from Juglans regia (Persian walnut), 1718 nucleotides. RefSeq names its product dnAJ-like protein slr0093. The coding region runs from base 410 to 823 and encodes 137 amino acids. The transcript has 6 exons. Gene Ontology annotation, cellular component: cytoplasm; nucleus. Lineage: Eukaryota; Viridiplantae; Streptophyta; Magnoliopsida; Fagales; Juglandaceae. The record is from RefSeq and is a predicted model, not a curated record.